AUGGCUCGCAAAGGCUUUGCCAAGUCCAAGGCCCCGGCUAAGGGACAAGCCAAAAAGUCCCGGGCCAAGGGCAAAAUCACCAAGGCCGGGGCCAAGGGCAAGGCCAACAAGAAGUCGGGUUCCGCUGUGGCCCGCAAGGGGAAGAAGACGGGGGUAGUCAGCUACUCCAAGGCCAAGCUGGUGUCCCAGCAAAACAUCGUGCUCCUCUGGAACAUCCUACUUGUGGCCAUGCAGAGCGCUGAUCCUCCGGUGGCCCUGCCAUUCCUGCGGUUGGUGUCGGAGCUAACCCAGAUUCCCUACAACACCUUGUUGUACCAGUGGCACGGCGUGGAAAAUCACCUCGGCCACGAUCUGAUUCCCAAGUCGGCCGCUGGUGGAACAUUGGGAGCAGCCCAAGGCGCCGUUGGAGGGACAAGGGUAGUCAGCUACUCGAAGGCCGAGCUGGUUUCCCAGCAGAAUGUCGAGCUCCUCUGGAACUGCGUCCUUGCGUCCAUGAAGAGCCGCAACCCUGAGAUGACCAUGCCUGACCUUAAGCUCGUGUCUAGAAAAACGGGCUUCCCAUACAACACUUUGUUGUAUCAGUGGCAUGGCAUCGAGAACCAUCUCGGACAGGAGAUGGUCGGCAAGCAUUAG
This is a messenger RNA of Penicillium chermesinum, 633 nucleotides long. RefSeq lists its product as uncharacterized. The record is from RefSeq and is a predicted model, not a curated record. The coding region runs from base 1 to 633 and encodes 210 amino acids. Lineage: Eukaryota; Fungi; Ascomycota; Eurotiomycetes; Eurotiales; Aspergillaceae. The transcript has 3 exons.